This is a messenger RNA of Pyrus x bretschneideri (Chinese white pear), 1130 nucleotides long. RefSeq names its product inactive protein RESTRICTED TEV MOVEMENT 2-like. The transcript has 3 exons. NCBI's taxonomy places the organism in Eukaryota, Viridiplantae, Streptophyta, Magnoliopsida, Rosales, Rosaceae. The record is from RefSeq and is a predicted model, not a curated record. The coding region runs from base 266 to 961 and encodes 231 amino acids.
AAAGAGAGAGGUGUACGUAGUCUGGAGUUUGGACGCAAUGAAAGCAAGGAAUGCUGUCCUUUUUCCACAUGUUGAAACCCCAACAAGCCACCACCCGAAACUUGACAUGCAGUCCAGCCCACAGCACCCAUCAUGCAUCAUCCAUGCAGAAAUAUUAAGUUUGGAAUAUCCAAGAUCGAAUGCCUGCCUCCAUCUUCAUUUCCCACAAGGAAAACCUGUUAUUUUUUCUGACUUCUUCAGCUAGCUAAUUGAUAUCAGAGGAUCAAUGAGAGCUAUGGGAGAGAGAUUACUGCCAUCGACACCCACACCCAUGCGCGAAAAGAUUGUUCCUUCCUCAGACUGGACAGAAGACUCCAAUGGCCAUUACCUUCUCGUUGAUCUUCCAGAUUUUAAAAAGGAGGAGGUCAGGCUUGGGGUGAAUAUCUCAGCUGGCCACAUAACAAUCAGCGGAGAAAGGCAAGUGAACGGAAAGAAAACCGAGUAUUUUGAGCAGAAUUUUACCCUUCCACCAAACUCAGAUGUUGAUAAGAUCACCGGAAAAUUUGACGGUGAGAUUCUCUAUGUCACUGUACCAACGGUGGCAACAGCGGUCGAAGAACAAAGGAAAGAACCUGAAACAGAGUAUGAAAAUGUCCAAGGCGGCGCCGCUGCUGUCACGGAACCUCCUCAAAUAGAGAAGAAUGAAAAUGUGGAAGGCUUAAGACCCAAAAAUGAAGGAGAGCAUGGCUCAAACAAAGUUGAUGGCAUAAAGUACGGAGAGAUAAGAAAAUUAUUAGGAGAAGGAAAUAGGCACAUAUUCUUUUCAGCGGAGGAUAUAAGGAAAUGGGAGGAGGAAGGAGGGAAUAUUAUAAGGACUGCAAUGGAGAUGUUGAACAAAAACAAGGGGAUAGUUAUGACUGCUGUGGUUGCAUUUUCAUUAGGGAUGCUAGUUUCUCGUAAGUUCCAAUCAGCCGGAGAAUGAGCUAAUUAAGGCUAAUUAAGCUGUGUGUUAACUGUUAAUUACGUGUCAUCACAUCGUAUGGUUGUUGAUAUAAAUGUACAGAAUAAAAAUUUCAAUCAAUAAGUUAAUCCUCAGCUAUAUUUCUACGAAAAAAGGUUUAAUCUCGUUUGCGUUUUGUCUUGAAAUAUUU